Camponotus floridanus (Florida carpenter ant) is the source of this 597-nucleotide messenger RNA. RefSeq lists its product as uncharacterized. The record is from RefSeq and is a predicted model, not a curated record. The coding region runs from base 39 to 530 and encodes 163 amino acids. NCBI's taxonomy places the organism in Eukaryota, Metazoa, Arthropoda, Insecta, Hymenoptera, Formicidae. The transcript has 4 exons.
GAUCCGAUCUGAGACUAUCGGUGAUCUGCAGACAAGCGAUGAUGCGGGAUUUAGCGUUCGUAGUUUUCCUCGCUAUGGUGAUUGGAACGGCGAUAUCGAAACCGUUAUGGUCGACUAUAAUCAAUAAUAAUGAUGUAUAUUCCCCACCGGAAAUUAACGCACAGUAUCUCGCUGCGUACCAAGAUACGCGUUCUCCCUACUAUGUUUACAAUAUCUAUACAAACGGAGGUAUACCAAAUACUAUUCAUGCCAGCAGUAAACCAGGAGUUUCUUACGUUCCUGCUUACAAUUUCUAUUACGGAACACCGAUUUACGAUCUUCGGAUUCCACUAAAUCCGAUUUAUCCCGUGCUAACACCAUCGCAUCCAGGAGUGCUUCCUCCAGCAUUUCCACCAACGUCUACGCAGCAACCUUCCAAUGAUGAUGAUUACGACGGCAUCGAGAAAUUAGAUACACAAGUCGAUCCAGCCACAGAAACAAAGAAACCGGAAAACGACCAGGAUGAUUCCAUAACUGUGGAAGCGAUAUGAGAUUAUUUUGCUCGUCACGUACAUAGCAUAUACGUGGAAGGAAUAAAGGUUUAAUUAUUGAACGAUA